Molecule: messenger RNA, 1113 nt
Organism: Prunus armeniaca (apricot)
Lineage: Eukaryota; Viridiplantae; Streptophyta; Magnoliopsida; Rosales; Rosaceae
Source: the annotation of a GenBank genome assembly
AUGUCUCAGACGGGGAAAUUGAUGCCAAAUCUCGAUCAGCAAAGCACCAAAAUGCUCAAUCUCACAGUGCUGCAGAGAAUCGAUCCCUUCAUCGAAGAGAUUCUGAUUACGGCCGCGCAUGUAACCUUCUACGAAUUCAACAUCGAGAGCAAUCAAUGGAGUCGCAAGGAUGUUGAAGGGUCUCUCUUUGUUGUUAAAAGGAAUACUCAACCACGGUUCCAGUUCAUUGUAAUGAAUCGGCGUAAUACAGAUAACCUAGUGGAGAAUCUCUUGGGAGAUUUUGAGUAUGAAGUACAAGUUCCAUAUUUGUUGUAUAGGAAUGCAGCCCAAGAAGUUAAUGGAAUUUGGUUUUAUAAUCCCCGUGAAUGUGAGGAAGUUGCAAAUCUCUUUACUAGGAUCCUUAAUGCAUACUCAAAGGUUCCUCCAAAGUCCAAAGUAGCUUCAAGCAAAAGUGAGUUUGAAGAACUUGAAGCAGUCCCAUCCAUGUUGGUCAUGGAGGGGCCACUGGAGCCAUCUUUGAAUGCCUCUACUGCCACUGAUGCCCCUGAAGAUUCUUCCUUUGUGAACUACCUGGCAGCUAUGAAUAUUGGAGGUAAUACUACAAACCCAACAAAUUCAAGACAGGCCUAUCAUUCUGCUGGAACUGUUCCAGCGUCUUCCUAUGCACCCAGUGCUGUUUCACCUCCUGCACCAACUCCACAACCACCACCCCUUUCCCUUUCAGUCCCAUCUACACCAACCCCACAGCAUGUCCCCUCUGAUCUAACCACCAGCAACAAUCGAGUCACUAAUCUUAUAAAGCCCUCUUCUUUCUUCCCUCUCCCUGCAUCCUCAUCUUCGUUGAUUAUACCACCUAUUGCUUCAGCUGUGCCAACUGCUGCUGCACUUCAUCCUCCCCUGAAUCUGCAACGCCCUUAUGGUACUCCAAUGCUUCAACCCUUUCCACCACCGACGCCCCCACCAUCUUUAACUCCUAAUUCUGCGCCUCCGGCUCCCAAUGACGGGCCUCUUAUUAACAGAGAAAAAGUUCGCGAAGCACUGCUGAUGCUGGUUCAGGACGACCAAUUCAUCGACAUGUUAUACCAAGCAUUGCUGAAAGUGCACCAUACAUGA